AUGGCGGAGGAGGCGGAGGGGAUGGACCGGUUCGACAUGGAGGGGGACUUCGAGGGCGGGCGGUUCGGCCGCGACGGGGAGUUCUACUACCGGAGCCGGCGGGAGCGGGCGCCGCAGACCCGCGACGACGCCAUCUACGGGGUCUUCGCGGAGGGCGACUCCGACUACGACUCGGAGGACGACGAACAGUCCCGCCGCCGCCGCAGGAAGCGCCGCAAGGACGGCGGCGGCGGGGAGGCCGACCUCACCAAGCCCGUCCAGUUCGUCUCCACCGGCAAAUUCAUGCCCACCCAGGAGCCCGAGCCUGAGGAGAGGCCGGGGCUCGGGCGCUCCGACGCCACCACUGAUAAGGCGGAGGUGGCGGAGGCGGCGGAGGAGCAAGACGACGAGGGGGGCACCGAGAUGCUGCCGGCUAUAUUCGGCAAGAUCAGGGACGGCGCGCGCGCGAGGCGGGAGGAGAAGGAGCGGGAGCGGGAGGCGGCGGCGCGCCGGCGACAGGCGGCGGGUCUCGGGGCGGGGGAGCCGGCCGCGGCUCCUGGGAGCCUGGAGUCGAACUCCAAGGUGGCCAAGAUGAUGUUGAUGAUGGGGUACAAGAAAGGCAUGGGCCUUGGCAAGAAUCAGCAGGGGAUCACCGCACCAGUGGAGUCCAUUCUGCGACCCAAGAAUGCAGGCCUGGGGAGCGUCGAGGGGUUCAAGGAGCCCAAGACCCUGUUGCCUAAGGAGAACGUGCCGGCCCCACCGCCUCCACCGGCAUCAGCGAGGAAGGAGAAGCGCUGGUACAAGAAGGCUACCACAAAGAAGGCUCCAAUCUUGACGAAGAAUGAGCUCCUGGCCAUGCGUGCUGAGCAGGAACAGGAGGAACAGCCUGCUGUUGUCCAGAAGGUGAUCGACAUGCGAGGGCCGCAGGCGCGGGUGCUGACAGAUUUGAAGGGGCUCAAUGAAGAACAAGAGAUGGAGGCGAAUGAUGUGCCCAUGCCAGAGCUGCAGUACAAUGUGCGCCUGCUUGUUGAUGAGGCUAGAGCUGAUAUUGUGAGGUUGGAUGCACAGCUGCGGCGGGAGCAGGAGAAGGUGGCUAGCUUGGUGCGGGAGAAGGAAAAGGUUGCUAAGCAAGAGGCAUCGCAGAAACGCCAGCUGCUGGUGAUGGAGAGAAUUGCAGAGACACUGGAGAAGGUCCGGGAGGAUGAUACAUCCGGCAUGCUCACUCUGGAUGGGUUGAUUCAGACAUUCCACGGGUUGAAGGUGCAGUUUGAGGAGGAGUUCAAGAUGUGUAGCAUUGCAUGGAUUGCUUGCCGAUAUGCUCAUCCAUUGCUAAUCCGUGUCUUCCAGGGGUGGCAGCCCCUGCAGAAUCCAAAGUUUGGGUUAGAAGUCAUGAGAAAAUGGAAGGACCUGCUGCAGGGGGACCAACCAUAUGACUUCUCAGAUAGUGCUGCAUCAAUGACGCCAUAUGUGCAGCUUGUUAGUGAAGUCAUCCUACCGGCUGUGAGGAUAUCAGGAAUCAAUUCGUGGGAGGCUAGGGAACCGGAACCAAUGCUCCACUUUCUUGAGUUAUGGGAUAAUAAGAAGUUGCUGCCUCCUGUUUUGCUUCAAUCAAUACUGGAGCAUGUAAUCAUGCCAAAGCUCUCAGCUGCCGUGGAUUCAUGGGAUCCUCGCAGGGAAAGUGUACCAAUCCAUGUCCAGGUGCACCCAUGGCUGCCAAUGCUAAGGGAAAGGAUAGAGACCUUGUGCCAUUCUAUUCAAUACAAGUUGAGCACUGUCCUCCAUAUCAACCCAGCAAACCAGAAGCUCGAUCAGUUUAACUGGGUGAUGUUGUGGGCAUCUGCAAUCCCAGUACACCUCAUGGUCCAUAUGUUGGAAGUUGAUUUCUUCAGCAAGUGGCAGCAGGUCCUGUACCAUUGGUUGUGCUCACCAAAUCCUGAUUUCAAUGAGAUAAUGAACUGGUAUAAGGGAUGGAAGGGCCUUUUCCCACCAGAGUUACUUGCCAAUGAGCGCAUACGGAUUCUGCUAACUGCUGGUCUUGACAUGAUGAACCAAGCUGCUGAAGGACUUGAGGUAGUGCAGCCUGGGGCUAGGGAGAAUGUGGGUUACUUGAGGGCAACUGAGAAGCGGCAGUUUGAUGCAGCACAGCAAGCUUACCAUGCUGUCCCAGGAGCAGCCAUGGCGGAUUUGAGCUUCAAGGAGUCUAUACAGGCAUAUGCAAUGGAGCAAGGUUUGCUAUUUAUGCCUAGAGUUGGCAAGUUCUACAAUGGCAUGCCAGUGUAUGAGUUUGGCACCGUUAGUGUUUGCAUAGACUCUGUGAAGCGACUACUGUAUGCACAACUUCAAGAGGGUGUUGAGAGAUGGAGUGCUGUAACUCUUACACAAUUGAUGGACAUGAACCGAAUGGGAAGAGCACACUAG
Miscanthus lutarioriparius is the source of this 2397-nucleotide messenger RNA. NCBI's taxonomy places the organism in Eukaryota, Viridiplantae, Streptophyta, Magnoliopsida, Poales, Poaceae. The record is from the annotation of a GenBank genome assembly.